This is a messenger RNA of Culex quinquefasciatus (southern house mosquito), 1830 nucleotides long. Its product is annotated as cytosol aminopeptidase. The coding region runs from base 151 to 1773 and encodes 540 amino acids. Gene Ontology annotation, cellular component: cytoplasm. Lineage: Eukaryota; Metazoa; Arthropoda; Insecta; Diptera; Culicidae. Gene Ontology annotation, biological process: proteolysis. Gene Ontology annotation, molecular function: metalloaminopeptidase activity; manganese ion binding. The transcript is spliced from 2 exons. The record is from RefSeq and is a predicted model, not a curated record.
CAUUCAUUCGUUUUCGAACCUCAGCCUGAAGCAGACACAUUUUUACAAAAUUUCGGCAAGCCAAACUUUCAAGCGAAAUUUCCUGUUCCCGAAAAUAAAAUCCCGUUCCGCCUUCUGGGAGGCACAGCAAAGUUCAACCCCGCCCGCAAAAUGUUCACCACCCUUCGAAGCCUGGCCCGAGCGCAAGAAUCGGUGCUCAAGACGUACGGCAGCGCGGUUCUCCGCCACCGGUGCUAUGCCACCCUGGACAAGUGCGCCAGUCCGCCGUCCAAGGGGCUGAUUCUGGGAAUUUACCGCGACGAGGACGACAUGUUCGACACGGGCACGUUUACGCCGGCCGGGGCGCGGUACAAUGAGGCGUUGACGAACGGGCGACUGCUGGAUCUGAUCCGGCUGGCGGGGCCGAUCCCGAAGCGUGGCGAGGUCCGGGUGUUUUACGACUUGGAGCCCACGUUUAAGGCGGUUGCGGUUUGCGGUUUGGGCAGCGAUUGCUUGGGUUACGAGUCGGCGGAGAAGUUGGACGAGUCGAAGGAAGCGAUCCGGUUUGCGACGGCCAGCGGAUGUCGGGAGCUACAGAAGCUGGAGACGAACUUCAUCUACGUGGAAGACAUGGGCCACGCGGAGUCGGCGGCCGAGGGUGCGCACAUGGGCGUUUGGGUGAACCAGCAGUUGAAGAAGCCGAACAAGCGGUGGUUUGUCCCGCACUGCCAGCUGCACGUAGAUCCGGCGAUUCCGUGUGAUUCCGAUGGCUGGCGGAUUGGAGUUCUCAAGGCGGAGGCGCAGAACCUGGCCAGGCAGCUGCAGGAGAUGCCUUCGAAUCUGAUGACGCCCACGACUUUUGCGCAGAAUGUGGUGCAGCUUUUGGCCAAUUCUGGCGUCAACGUGGAGGUGAAGGUGAGGAGUUGGGCUGAAGCGCACGGGAUGUCUUCGUUUCUGGCAGUGGCUAAAGGAUCCUGUGAACCGCCGAUUUUCCUGGAGCUGAGCUACUACGGUGCUGGAAGCAAGGAACCGCCGAUCGUGCUGGUUGGCCAGGGCAACACAUUCGACAGUGGUGGUUUGUGCGCCAAGACGUGUGAUGAUAUGCAGCCGAUGCGGGGUGACAUGUCCGGAGCGGCGUGUGUCGUGGCUGCCUGUCGUGCCAUCGCAUCGCUAAAUCUUCCGGUGAACAUUCGGGGGUUGAUUCCGUUGUGCGAGCACAUGAUCGGUUGCAACGCGAUGAAACCGGGUGACGUGAUUGCGAUGAAGAACGGCAAGAGCAUCGAGGUGGUCAAUGCGGACUGUGAGGGCCCUUUGGUGCUGGUGGACGCGUUGCUGUACGCGGAAACGUUCGGACCAAAGUUUAUCGUGGACGUUUCGACGGCAUCGGAGCACGUGACCGACUCGUUUGGCAAAGUUUGCAGCGCCGUUUUCACCAACUCGGAACAGCUGUGGCAGCGGAUCAAGAACGCCGGCAUCCACACAGGUGAUCGCGUGUGGAGAUUACCUCUGUGGGACUACUUCACGGAACAGCUGCGAGCCGCCGAGCACGUGGACGUCCAAAACGUGGGACGCGGGGUCGGCGGUGAACCAUGCUCGCACGCGGCCUUCCUACGGGAAUUUCUCCCCUGCGGCCAGUGGAUGCAUAUCGAUGCUCACAACGUGAUGACUACGGAAGGACGAGACUAUCCUUACCUUCGCGAAGGAAUGGCGGGACGACCUACUCGAACGCUCAUUGAAUUCAUCGCCCAAGGUGCCUGCAAACAGUACACUUGCGGACAAAAACCCAGGCAUUAGAAAAUUAUAAUUUGUACUCUAUUUAUUUUGCACGAAUUACAAACAAAUGAAACUGUA